Messenger RNA from Rhinocladiella mackenziei CBS 650.93, 1341 nucleotides. Its product is annotated as mannose-6-phosphate isomerase, class I. Lineage: Eukaryota; Fungi; Ascomycota; Eurotiomycetes; Chaetothyriales; Herpotrichiellaceae. Gene Ontology annotation, molecular function: zinc ion binding; mannose-6-phosphate isomerase activity. The coding region runs from base 1 to 1341 and encodes 446 amino acids. The transcript is spliced from 2 exons. Gene Ontology annotation, cellular component: cytosol. The record is from RefSeq and is a predicted model, not a curated record. Gene Ontology annotation, biological process: GDP-mannose biosynthetic process; carbohydrate metabolic process.
AUGAUUGGGGUGAGUAUCUCGUCAGACUACACUGUCAAAAUUGUCGCUAAAUUCCUUGGAGGCAAGAAAGGAAAGGACUCUGCCGCCGCCAAAUAUGCUGCUGCCACUCCCCCCGAUAACUUCACCAUCCAAGAAGACAAACCAUAUGCCGAGCUAUGGAUGGGAACCCAUCCCUCCCUGCCAUCCAAAGAUCUCGUUACAGGUCGUUCUCUACUCGACCUCGUCUCUGACAACCAAGCAUUAAUGGGCACCGACAUUUCCACCAAAUACCAAAAGAAGCUCCCUUUCCUGUUCAAAGUCUUGUCCAUCAACAAAGCCCUUUCUAUCCAAGCUCACCCCAACAAAAAACUCGCAGAGAAACUCCACGCCAAAGAUCCCCAGAACUACCCAGAUGAUAACCACAAACCGGAAAUGACCCUUGCCAUCACUCCUUUCGAAGGGCUCUGUGGAUUUCGCCCACUCAAAGAAAUCGCCCAUUUCCUGUCCACCAUCCCACCUCUCCGCGAACUGGUGGGUGACAGUGAGGCCAAAGGCCUCGAGGAGAUCGCCAAUUCCUCUUCUCCGUCUCUAUCAGACGCGAAGGCUCGCCUCAAGACCGCCUUCACCUCGCUCAUGCAAUCACCUCGUGCCGAAGUCGCGGCUCAGUCCAAAAUCCUUCUCCAGCUCGCUCGAGCGGGCUCCAUCAGCCCGGGCCCCAGCAUCAACACCUCGGAAGAGCUCUGCGAACUCGUUCAGCGCUGCAACAGCCAAUUUCCCGAAGACAUUGGCCUUUUCGUGCUCUUCUUCCUGAACUUCGUCAAACUCUCCCCCGGACAGGCUAUGUAUCUCAAAGCGGACGACAUUCACGCCUAUAUCUCCGGCGAUAUCAUUGAGUGCAUGGCAAGCAGCGACAACGUCAUCCGUGCAGGCUUCACACCCAAGUUCCAGGACGUCGAUACUUUGACAGAUAUCCUUACCUACGACCACAAUCCUCCCGAGCAACAAUUGCUUCAACCCGUCGAUUACCCGUACGUCACCUUGAAUGACAAGGCAUACAGUUCAGCCAGUGAGUCGUUACUCUAUGAUCCACCGAUUGAGGAGUUCAGCGUCGUGCGCACCGUGCUCAACAAGGACGGAGCGAAGGCCACCUUUGAAGGCAUCGCGGGACCGAGCAUCAUCAUCUGCACCAGCGGAGAAGGCAAGGUCAGUGUAGGCCCCAAGACGGAGGACUUGAAAGAAGGAUGGGUUUACUUCGUCGGCGCCACGGCCGAGUUGGUGGUUGAGAACACAAGUGAGAAACUCGUUACGUUCAGGGCAUUCUGUGAGAUCGACGACUCCGCCAAGGAAAAUGGUGUGCAUUGA